Messenger RNA from Oncorhynchus mykiss (rainbow trout), 3644 nucleotides. RefSeq names its product ubiquitin specific peptidase 2a (gene usp2a). Gene Ontology annotation, molecular function: cysteine-type deubiquitinase activity. NCBI's taxonomy places the organism in Eukaryota, Metazoa, Chordata, Actinopteri, Salmoniformes, Salmonidae. The record is from RefSeq and is a predicted model, not a curated record. Gene Ontology annotation, biological process: protein deubiquitination.
CCAACGUCACAGUUAAAGAGAAACGGCCGUUACUUGGUCAGCUAAAAAACUAUUGAAACGCAAAGGCAGUGGUGGCGAAAAGUAUCUAGCUAUUUUAAUCUGUCAAAUGUUAUCGGUUCAGCAUACCGAUAUUCAAAACUGUGGUCUAACGACGCCGAUAGACUAGCUAGAAGCCACUUUGGGGACGCUCUGCCAGCGGGACUGACAGUAGACGGGAUGAUCUCGGACUGGGGUCUGAUCAGUGAGAGGUCCCUGUGACUGUGAAUGGGUCUGUGAAAUACAUUAGGAUGAGCGGGCUCCACUCCAUCGCUGCCUGCGUGGACUGAGAGACACCGCCCUAUACACAGCAGUCGAUGCGGUCUUCCACUGCAUCACCCGUGGCUGAGAACCCAGCAUGUCUCGCGUCUCCACCACCGCCAAGCGUUACACCGGCUCCUCCUAUACCAGUGCCUAUAGCUCUUAUGGCUCCUCCCUGACGCCCUCCUCCCUCAGCUCCUACACCUCCGACCGGGACAGGCUGCCCUCCUACAGGAGCAACGCUGCCUCCUCCUCGGGCUACUCCUCCUCCAGCUACCUGAGCAGCGCCGCCAGCCGCGCCCGCAACUACAGCACCUCCUCGGAGCUUGACCGGGGCCGGCCCAUCCCCCGCACUGACCUCCUGAGCAGCAGCAGCCGGCGAAGCGAGAGCCUGAGCCGCACCCCGGUGAAGACCUAUGGCUCGUCGGGCCUGAGCGGCGGCUCCGGUUACACUGGCUACAGCAGCUACUCCUCGUCCACCACGCCCAGCCGCUCCAGCUACCUCUCCUCGUCGCCCGGGGCCUCCAGCAUCUCUCUCAGCCGCCGGAGGUCGUCGAGCCAGAGUGACCUGACGCGGGACCUGUCGUCCCUGGGCCUCACCGAGCCCACGUCCCCCUCCUGCUCCUCCUCCAGCGCCCUGAGGGGUUACCGGAGCAGGGCCAGCGAUGUGGCCGACUCCUACAACAGCAGCCUGCAGAGCUCCAGUUAUGGCUUGUCCCACAGCGCCACGCAGGAGGCCUUGAGCAGCAGCAGCCUAAAGAGCGGUGGUGGUAGCCGCUUCACCUCCUCCUAUGAGAGGAGCGACAGCAGCAGCAAUGGACGAUCCAGCUCCCCCACCAGGGACUCCCUGAACUCCAAGAGCACCCAGGGCCUGGUGGGCCUACGGAACCUGGGAAAUACCUGCUUCAUGAACUCCAUCCUGCAGUGUCUCAGCAACACGCACAACCUCCGGGACUACUGCCUCCACAACUCCCACCGACGCGACCUUAACAAAAACAGCCGCACCAACACUGGGGCGCUCAUGGAGGAAUUUGCCAAGCUCCUCCAGACCAUGUGGACGUCCUCGAGCAGCGAGGCGGUCGGCCCCUCAGAGUUCAAAACUCAGAUCCAGAGAUACGCCCCCCGAUUUGUGGGAUACAACCAACAGGACGCCCAGGAGUUCCUGCGCUUCCUGCUGGACGGGCUGCACAACGAGGUAAACCGGGUCACGGUGCGGCCGCGGGGCAGCUCGGAGGACUUUGACCACCUGCCUGACCGAGAGAAAGGGGAUAGAAUGUGGAGCAAGUACCUGGAGAGAGAGGACAGCAAAGUAGUGGACCUGUUUGUGGGUCAGCUGAAGAGCUCGUUGACGUGCAGCACAUGUGGCUACUGCUCCACUGUCUUUGACCCCUUCUGGGAUCUCUCGCUACCCAUCGCCAAGAAGGGCUACGGAGAAGUGAGUCUGAUGGACUGCGUGAGUCUCUUCACCAAAGAGGAUGUGCUCGACGGAGAUGAAAAACCAACGUGCUACAGGUGUAAAGCCAGAAGACGAUGCACAAAGAAGUUCACUGUACAGAAAUUCCCCAAGAUCUUAGUGCUUCAUCUGAAACGCUUCUCUGAAGCGCGGAGAACCAGCAAACUGUCCACAUUUGUCAACUUCCCCAUGGAGAAACUGGACCUCAGGGAGUUUGCCUCGGAAAACAGCAUAAAUGCAGUUUAUAACCUGUACGCAGUGUCCAAUCACUCAGGCACUACCAUGGGCGGCCACUACACAGCGUACUGUCGCAACCCCACCUCGGGAGAAUGGUACACGUUCAAUGACUCCAGAGUAUCGCCAAUGUCCUCCAGCCAAGUGCGCAGCAGUGACGCCUACGUGCUGUUCUACGAGCUGGCCUCCUCCUCGCGGAUGUGAGGGCCUCCCGGAGGAGGAGGAGGAGGUGGAGGGCACUGCGGGCGGCGGGAGGGAGGAGGAGGAGGUGGAGGGCACUGCGGGCGGGAGGAGGAGGAGGUGGAGGGCACUGCGGGCGGGAGGAGGAGGAGGGCGAAGCCAGGCCCUUUAGGACUAAUCACAUCCACAAGAGGCUACUGCUCCCCCCUCCCCAACUCCAUCCACAACAGAGAGAGGCUACUACUCCCCCCUCCCCAACUACAUCCACAACAGAGAGAGGCUACUACUCCCCCCUCCCCAACUCCAUCCACAACAGAGAGAGGCUACUACUCCCCCCUCCCCAACUACAUCCACAACAGAAAGAGGCUACUACUACUGCUGGACGUCCACCCUCAGACUAUGGAAACACUACAGGAAUCUGUCAUCUUUGCAGUUGCCGUUCAACCCAGCCCUCCUCACUCUCUUUUUUUCUCUGCCACAUCGCUCUCGCUCUGCUCUUGGAGAGCAGGGUGGUCGGAGGAGUCGGCCUGUGCUUGUGUGGUGCGUGUGUGUGUGUGUCUCAGAGAGUAUGUGUGUUAGGUUAAGACAGGGGAGCAUCACCGGGCAAUAAAAACCAAUCGUCUCCGAAGUCCCUCUCAAUGCACUGCAACAAACCAAACUCUCGUCCCGACCGCACCUUCUUCUCUUCUUGUUCGAGAUCGCCUCAAUAUUAAAAGACAUUGUUUCAAUGUUGGUUUUGGAUUUUCUUGUUGAUUUUUGUAUUGGUAUUACCACCAUCAUCACGGUGGAAGAUUAACUGAACUGUGUUGCUGCGGCAGCGCCCCCUGCUGACAGGUUGGAGUAGAACAAUAUGGAGCCGUCAGAAAGUCUUCUUACCACACCGCUCACACAAACCUGAGUGCCCCCUCCUGCCGACACACUGCAAUAUCUCAUCCCAGUUUCUCUGUUCAGCUGUGUACAGUACUACUCUGUCCUCUCACUGCUGCUCUCUCUCUCUCUCUCUUUCUCUCCUUGUCCUGCAUCUUCCUCUCUGAAGGUGGGGGGCAGGUUGUCCUCUUGAGAGUGCUACGUGUUCAGAGGAUGCCCUGUACCUUGUGUUAUUUUCUUCAGUGUGGCUGCUACUGAUGUUUUAAAGUGCUGUGAAGGAAAGGACGAUCCCGUAGGAAGUCACACUAUUGAUCCCAAUCUUGUCCGUAUGGAUUUGUUCAUCCUCAAUUGUCAUGCCAAUGAACAACACGGGAAGAAUGUUUUCACACACAAAAAAAACAUAUCUGUAUAUUUUUAUAUUCUGAUGCAAUAUAGAGAAUGUACUAUUACAGUGGUGCUGAAAAGACCUGUUAGUGUUUUCAGUUCAUUUAACAGGUGAAUGAGAAAGGAUUCUUAAUUAUGCUUACAGGUGACUUACAUGUGAUACGAGUCGUACUUUUUAACAGUGGCAGUCAAAACACAUGAAUUUAUUAUAUAUAUAUAUAAAUGAAUU